UUCAUUCUUAAUUUUUUCUGUUAUUUCUCUAAAAUUGAUCCUGGAGAGAUUGUUGUACAAGAAAAAAACAAUAAUGAGUUUCGUCAUAUUUGGCCUGGAAGCUUUGAACACAUUUUAUUUUAACCUCGUCUUUUUGUGUGGAUUUUUGGGAUAUUUAGUGUUUAAUUGUGGUGUUUGUGACACCGCUUCUCCAGCUGAAUGCCAGGAUCCAUAUGGAUGCGAUUCGAAUCAAGGUCACUCGCCCAGUCGUGAAUCAGUGGGUUUUGAUAUUAAUCCAGCAAUGUCUCCAGUUUUUGAAAAAGGAGCAACUGAGAGCAAUUUUGAUCUUAACAUUUUUGAUGAGCCAAAAGAGUCCAGUUGGUGGAAUGUAAAAGUGCUUUGUGGUGGAGGUAGCAGUGCAUCCCUUUGAUUUGUUUUUUUCAAUAAAUGUUUAUUGAAAAUGUG
Molecule: messenger RNA, 444 nt
Organism: Caenorhabditis elegans
Lineage: Eukaryota; Metazoa; Nematoda; Chromadorea; Rhabditida; Rhabditidae
Gene: T04B2.8
Exons: 5
Coding region: 74-409 (111 amino acids)
Source: RefSeq, marked reviewed